Molecule: messenger RNA, 3054 nt
Organism: Candidula unifasciata
Lineage: Eukaryota; Metazoa; Mollusca; Gastropoda; Stylommatophora; Geomitridae
Source: the annotation of a GenBank genome assembly
AUGGCAACGUACAGAUUACCACGAAGACGCUUACCGACUUUACUGUUGGCCCGUUUGCUAGAGGAUAUUAAGGAUUUAGUUAUGGAGUGUAGGACAGGUAAUGUGAAAACUAUACACUGGGGAUAUUCAGUUAUAGCUGAAGCAGCAGCAGAAAGGUAUCUGAACCUAAAAGAAAAAGUAAUUUACUUUCACAAAAAUUUGGCGGAAUAUUUCUCUGCAGGUUGGACUGGAAAAGCAAAGGAUAAUUCUGACAAUUUACUAGUAAACGAUAGGCCUUAUAAUGACAAUGGGAGAUGUUUCAUUAGUGUGUGCAAGACUCGCAGCUUGAGUGAACUUCCUUAUCAUUUACUGAAAUGCCAAAAGAUCUCUCAACUGAAACUAGCUUCACUAUGCAACUUUGAAUGGAUGUUAGCGCGUCUAUGCGGAACAUCACUGGAGUCAUUGCUGGAGGACUAUGAGCCUGCGCUAAGAGCAGAGCCUCGCGAUUCGGAACUAAAGAUUGUGAUGAAUGCUCUUCUGUUGUCACGGAAUGCGUUAAAGAAUGAGCCCCGCCAGUUAGCAUCUCAGCUCAUUGGACGUUUACAAAGGAUAGUAACAGCAGAUAAUCCCAGGUCUCCUGGGGAUCCAAAAGCAUUUCCAAUUCUACACCUACUCCUGGCCUCAGCAAAACAACCAUCUAUCCCAUCCUUGAUACCCUCAGUGGAAUGUCUUUUUGAACCGGGUGGAAUUACACCUGAGAUAUUGUCUGGGCAUUUGAAAGCAGUUUCAGCCGUAACCUUGACAACUGAUGGCAACCUUGCGCUGACAGGCUCUCAAGAUGGAACAAUCAAAGUCUGGGAUGUACGUUCUGGGAAGAUAAUCCACUCAAUACAUGGCGUGACCUCAAAGGUGUGCAGUAUAAGAAGCGCAAUGAACAACACUCUAGUGAUCACCGUGGAUGGUUCAGUUAUUCGAAUUUGGGAUAUGAACUCUGGGGUUUGCGUCUUCACGAUUGCCCAGUAUAUAGACCCUGCUCGAAUUUCAAUUGCAGCUGAAGGAAUGAUUCUUGUCGGGGUCUACGAUGGAUCCAACAUGCUUCGAUCUUGGAACCUGGAUGGUUUUUCAAUGCUAUGUCAAACACAUAUACCAGAUACAAGUAUUCACAAGGACAAUUCAAUUCUCAUUGCUGAUUCCUCAAGAGGUGACAAUAUUCUUCACGCUUUUAGAAGCGGUAAUUCAGCAACUGUUCAAAAUGCUCGAAAUGGGCGUGUCUUCAAGAAGCUACAAUGCCACGAGAAGACAUCAUCAGUUGUAGCACUGGCAAUCACCAGCGAUUACCUUAUCCUUUGCUGCAGACAGAAGACUGUUUCAUCACAAGAAAUUCACGCUUUAGAGCUUUUUGAUACAGUGAAAGGAACCUACACAAGAACUGUCCGAGGUUGUGAAAAUGACAACAUCACGCAACUGACAACUAACUCUAUGGGGAGCCAUGCAAUUGCAUCGUCUUCGAACCUUCGGAUCGGAACCUCAGAUAUUGCCGUGUUCAACUUAGAAACAGAGGGUCAUAAACAUCUGGCUCCACACUCAGGUAUUAGCACCAUGUGCGUUUGCUUUGACUUUCGCUGCUGUGUGACUGGUGAUGCUGAAGAUAAAUGUUUGAGGGUUUGGAACCUCAGCCCAGUGAUCAAUGUGCAGGUGCCCAAGUCAAAGAAGGUGUGCGGUUUGUCGGAGAUAUGGCCCAUGGUUGAUAAUCCAAGGUAUGUGGUUACUAAAGCAGCCAACGACGGACCAAUCAGUAUAUGGAACGUCACCAAAGGGAAAUGCCUCCAGUCUGCAGUCAGAAUAGAACGAGGCUUAACUGAGGGCACGGAUGCUCUGGUCAUUCGAAACACCACACUCGUUAUUCUCACGGAUCGAGGCUUAUCGAGCGUCAUCGAUGACCCGCUUCCAGUUUUCAGAACUGUUCUCGUCUAUGAUCUUAAACUGAAGAAGUACAUUAGGAAAUUAGCAGGGUGCUAUAUUGUACCUGCACCGUCUCAUGAGUACACGCUACUGGAGAGCGAUAGCUUGUUGGGACUUUCUGAUAACAGGUCCCAUUUCAUCGUUUGGAGUCUUGUGAAAGGUCAUGUUGUCUUCAGGAUUAAGACCGCUUUCAGGGAGAUGGCCAGAGCUAAAGUUGAUGGAAACAUGGGUCUUGUAGAUAGACCUAAGGUCAACAGACGAGCGGCCUCGAAGAUUGCUGCUAUGGAGAUAAGAGCUCAGUCUAAAUCUGCUCGUAAUGUGAAAGAAGACAGCAAAUCAGCGAGGCGACGACUUGAAGAGUUAGGCCCAGAGAAGGAGAAUGCAAUCGAUCAGUUUCUAGUGAGUGGCGACGAGAAAACCAUCGUUGCCUCAUUCUACGCCCAUCACUUGUGUGUCUUUGACAUCCCGACACACACCCACACACAAACUCUGCAGACAGACUACUCCAUGAUGCUUCUCCACACAGCUGCUUUGACUUUUGGAGGCACCCACCUAGUCCAUGCCAAUUAUGACGAAGUUCGGAAGGCUAGCUACAUUACAAUGUGGGAUUGUGUCACAGGAGAGGUUAAGCGACGUCUCAAGGGAGAAACUGAAGUAUGCGUUGUUGGAAUCACUGAUGAUGCUCAAAGAGUUGUCAUUGGGCGAGCACCUGGUGAACUUCAUAUAUGGGACCCAAUGCAGUCCCACUCCCUGAAACGAAUCCGGGGGUACCCAGGUUUCAAGUUUCAAGCGAACAGCAGACUAAUUUUAACAGAAAGUGGAGACAAAGCGAUUGUGUUUUCUGGGGACAUAACCGUAUGGGAUUUAAUGCACAAAAACGUACAAGCUGUGUUCACACCUGAUUCACGUAUUUCUGUAUGUAAAGUGAUUCUAAACGGUAAACUGAUUCUGAUUGGGCUGUGUGACAAACCAGAGCUUGUGGUACUGAAGCUAGCGUCUCGUGAUCUGACACACGUUGAAGACACCGGCGGAGUGGAGCUUUUUGGGGAAACUACAGGGGAUACUUCUGAGGAGGAGAAUAGCGAUGAACUUGAUAAUGAAACUGACAAUUAA